Messenger RNA from Candidula unifasciata, 191 nucleotides. Lineage: Eukaryota; Metazoa; Mollusca; Gastropoda; Stylommatophora; Geomitridae. The record is from the annotation of a GenBank genome assembly.
ACAAAGUUAACUGAUUCAUUCAUAAUCUUUGCUCGGUCAUUUUUGCCUAUAAUAAAUCUUUUUCAUAUAAAUCACAGACAGUCUUAUCUCCUAGAUAGAACCGCCAUGGCGAUCUCACUAAAUGAAUUACUAAUACACUACAGCCAUUUGAUUAUUUUAGAAGGAAAAAAAAAAGAAUAUCUGAUGCCAGC